CAGUCACCCCUAGCCCUAAGUAACCAGCUACAAUCAGAGACCAUUAACAAGCAGGUAUGUCAUUGUUCUAACAUGGCCCUCUGGAUGCGUUUCCUGCCCCUGCUGGUCCUGCUCUUCCUCUGGGAGCCCCUCCCAGCCAAGGCUUUUGUCAAACAGCACCUUUGUGGUUCCCACCUAGUGGAAGCUCUCUACCUGGUGUGUGGGGAGCGUGGCUUCUUCUACACACCCAUGUCCCGCCGUGAAGUGGUGGACCCACAAGUGGCACAACUGGAGCUGGGUGGAGGUCCAGGGACAGGUGACCUUCAGACCCUGGCACUGGAGGUGGCCCAGCAGAAGCGCGGCAUUGUGGAUCAGUGCUGCACCAGCAUCUGCUCCCUCUACCAGUUGGAGAACUACUGCAAUUAGGCCCACCACUACCCAGCCCACCCCUCUGCAAUGAAUAAAACCUUUGAAUGAGCAC
Molecule: messenger RNA, 460 nt
Organism: Grammomys surdaster
Lineage: Eukaryota; Metazoa; Chordata; Mammalia; Rodentia; Muridae
Product: insulin-2
Exons: 3
Coding region: 73-405 (110 amino acids)
Biological process (GO): positive regulation of protein secretion; glucose homeostasis
Cellular component (GO): extracellular region
Molecular function (GO): hormone activity; insulin receptor binding
Source: RefSeq, a predicted model, not a curated record